AUGUCUUGCCUAGGUGAAAUGGCUGCAACUCUUGCAGCAAUAAGCUAUGCAUCUUCAUCUAAUUUAUAUUCACUUUCUUCUCUUUAAAAAUGCUCUCCUUUCUUACUUAAUUGUAUGAAAGGUUUGAUUUCAGGUUCUGUUAUGUUUUUGCUUCUUACUUUCUUUGCUGAUUAAAUAUUUCCUUAAGAUACCUUGAGAAAUUACCUUCUAUUGAUACUAUCUGGUAUUUUCGGUAUUGGUAUAGGUGAUUCUUUCUAUUUUAAGGCUCUUAACCUCUUAGGUCCAAGAUAAACUAUCUUGCUUGAAACACUUGCCCCUCCAUUUACUGGCUUGAUAUCUUACUUUUAUUAUGGAUCCACUCUUAGUUUAAUUGGGUGGAUAGGAAUAUUCGUGACUGGCUAUGGAGUUUACAUGGUAGUAAACAAAGGAAAUGACGAUGAAUCAAACAAAUAGGAUGUUCUUGUUGUUGAAACAUACUAAAAUGAUAUUGAAUAGGCAACUCAACUCUCUAAUUAAUCAAAUGAGGGUUCUGAUUUUCACAAUGUCUCUCCAAUGCAAAAGCCAUUACUGAUAACUAAAUCUGAAAAAUCUAUUAAUUAUUGCACUAAAGAAUAAUUUUGGGGCUUAAUUAAUGGAUUAGCAUUCACAUUUUGCUAAUCUUUAGGUAUGGUAUUUUCUCAUAGUGCUGCGGGAUCUGGUUAAUUUACUUCUCUACAGAGCUCAUUAGUAAGAAUGAUAGCAGGAUUGCUUUCUGUCAUUAUUAUAAUGCUUUUUCAAAGAGAAAAGUUCUACUGGCCUUGUGAAAAUAAAUAAAAGUCCUAUUUCUUUUUAAGUGGAAUAGCAGUUGGACCUUUCUUCGGCAUCUGGUGCUAGUAAACCUCUCUACUUUAUACGAGACCUGAGAUAGCCUAAACAAUUAUUGCUACUUCACCACUUUUUGGGUUAGUUAUAAGCUGGCUCAGAGGCGAAUAAAUGAAAGCUAAAUAUAUUAUUGGUUCUAUAGUAUCAAUAGUAGGAGUAAGUAUGAUCAUUUGGUUCUGA
Molecule: messenger RNA, 1041 nt
Organism: Tetrahymena thermophila SB210
Lineage: Eukaryota; Ciliophora; Oligohymenophorea; Hymenostomatida; Tetrahymenidae
Product: integral membrane protein DUF6 containing protein
Exons: 1
Cellular component (GO): membrane
Source: RefSeq, a predicted model, not a curated record